AUGGGUCCUCAAAGGAGGCUGGGAAUAUAUGUUGGACCAGUCGGUUCCAAAGAUAAAAAUCCUCGAAAAAUAAAGGGAGCAAAUAAUCAAGAUGGCCCUAAUGAAGAGGCUGAAAAUUUCGAGGAAGAUGUUGACAUAAACAAAUCUCUUGAAGAGAUUCAGUCAACUUAUACUGAAAAAAUUUUGAGACAGUUUUAUAUGGAUAAAUCACACCCAUUGAGUAGCCCAAUGGUAGUCAGGUCACUUGAUGUAGAAAAAGAUCAUUUUCGACCUAAAGAAGAACAUGAAGAGCUCCUUGGUCCAGAAGUACCAUAUCUUAGUGCAAUAGGAGCAUUGAUGUAUCUUACUAAUUGUACAAGACCUGAUAUAGCUUUCUCUGUCAAUUUAUUAGCAAGAUUUAGUUCUGCUCCAACAUAUAGACAUUGGAAAGGGAUUAAGCACAUACUCCGCUAUCUCCAGGGUACUAUUGAUAAAGGAUUAUUCUGUUCUAAUAAUUAUGGGUCACAACUUAUUGGCUACGCAGAUGCAGGAUAUUUAUCUGAUCCACAUAAAGCAAGAUCUCAAACUGGCUAUUUGUUCACUUGCGGUGACACUGCUAUAUCCUGGCGAUCAACAAAGCAAACUCUGGUGGCUACUUCCUCAAAUCAUGCUGAGAUACUUGCAAUUCACGAGGAAUAA
Molecule: messenger RNA, 678 nt
Organism: Cannabis sativa
Lineage: Eukaryota; Viridiplantae; Streptophyta; Magnoliopsida; Rosales; Cannabaceae
Product: secreted RxLR effector protein 161-like
Exons: 4
Coding region: 1-678 (225 amino acids)
Source: RefSeq, a predicted model, not a curated record